Polypterus senegalus (gray bichir) is the source of this 894-nucleotide messenger RNA. RefSeq names its product potassium-transporting ATPase subunit beta-like. Bases 1 to 894 code for a protein of 297 amino acids. Lineage: Eukaryota; Metazoa; Chordata; Cladistia; Polypteriformes; Polypteridae. The transcript is spliced from 7 exons. Gene Ontology annotation, biological process: potassium ion import across plasma membrane; intracellular potassium ion homeostasis; sodium ion export across plasma membrane. Gene Ontology annotation, cellular component: sodium:potassium-exchanging ATPase complex. Gene Ontology annotation, molecular function: ATPase activator activity. The record is from RefSeq and is a predicted model, not a curated record.
AUGGCUGCACUGAAAGAGAAGCGGACCUGUGCUCAGCGAUGUGAAGAUUUUGGGUAUUUUGUGUGGAACCCGGACACCAAGCAGUUACUGGGAAGAGCACUUGACAAAUGGGUGUACAUCAGCCUCUACUAUGUGGCUUUUUACAUUGUGAUGUCAGGAUUGUUUUCACUUGCCUUGUAUGUACUGCUGUCGACACUCAAUCCUUACACGCCGAUGUAUCGUGACCGGUUACAAUCACCAGGAGUGGUGAUACGACCAAAUACAUAUGGAGAUGAAGGCUUGCUGAUUGUGUAUGAGGUUAAUAAUCCUAACACUUACAACCCCUUAAUACACACCCUUCAAAAUUACCUCACACCAUAUAAUAGGACACAGCAACACACCCACGAGCAAUGCAAUGGCAGCAAGUACUUUACUCAGAAUGAACCUAAAGAUCCAGACCAGAAAUUGUUAUCCUGUCCUUUCUAUAGAAGUAGUCUAGGAAAGUGCUCUGGGAUGGAUAAUUCAACAUUCGGCUAUCCAGAUGGUCAGCCAUGCAUCAUUAUCAAAAUGAAUAGGAUUAUAAAAUUUUUUCCAAGUAGUACAGGAUCACCCCCACCUUACGUCAACUGCUCUAUGUUGAGAGGAGAUCCUAAAAAUCUGCAUAAUAUUGAAUACUUUCCUCCAAAUGGCACUUUUGAUUUGCAUUACUUCCCUUACUAUGGAAAAAUAGCCCAGCCCUCAUACAUGAACCCACUCGUGGCGGUGAAAUUCAACAGCCUUGAGAAAAAUAAAUUGCUCAAGAUUGAGUGCAGAGUGGUAGCAGAUAAAAUCAGUGCUGACAACAUUCAUGACCCGUAUGAGGGGAAGGUAGAAUUCGAGAUCGAGAUUAAAAAUGGUACUGCUGUGAACAAGUGA